AGAAAGAUGGAAAAUUCAAGUGGUGCAAGGGUGACUUGUCUUAUAUUGAGAAUCCUAACGUUCGUGUUUCUAUUCAUCUCCUUUUUCGUUCUCGUCACCACUUCCCAAACGGUUGAAUCAGUAAAGUUUCAUUUCAACAACUUCCAUACAUACAGAUAUGUGCUUGCUACGAUCAUCAUCGGGAUCGUAUUCAACCUCUUGCAAAUCGCAUUCUCCCUCUUUAACAUCGUUAAAGGUGCAACCGGUACCAUACUAUUUGAUUUCUUCGGCGACAAGUUUUUGUCAUACCUUCUAGCCACAGGCACAGCAGCUGGGUUUGGACUAUCGGUGGAUUUGCAAACAUUAGACCCAGAUGACUACUUUGGAACAUUCUUCGACAAGGCAUAUGCAGCCUCAGCUCUUCUUUUGUUUGCGUUCUUUUGUUCGGCGGCGGUCUCUAUAAUCUCUUCCUUUGCACUCUCGAAGCGACCUUAAUUAAUUAAUCUUUGG
This is a messenger RNA of Cucurbita pepo subsp. pepo (vegetable marrow), 489 nucleotides long. RefSeq names its product CASP-like protein 4D1. The record is from RefSeq and is a predicted model, not a curated record. Lineage: Eukaryota; Viridiplantae; Streptophyta; Magnoliopsida; Cucurbitales; Cucurbitaceae.